AUGGGGGAUGAUUCCGCAGAAAUAGAGCCCGGUCUUUUAGGUACGAGUGAUAUUUAUAAUGUAAAAAUUUUCUCACAUGCCGCGACAACUUCCGUCAAGAUUGGGUGCUUAUAUCAGUUUUUCAACGUGAGCUGAAUUUGUUUGCGUUUAUGCGAUCAUGUCCACAGAAAAUGUACAGUUGGCGAUCAGGAGGAACAUAGAAUUAGCCUUCAUCAAGAAAGGGACUAUAGAAUUCAAGGGCGACCGCUCAGAGGCUAGAAUUUUGGUGAGUAUUUGUCAAACAAACAGGGUGUUUGUCGUAGACCUUAGCAAUAGGGUUUCUGAGCAUGAACGGUUUCAUUUCUCAACUUGAGAUAUUCGUGUCUCUUUGUAACCAUUGUUGCGUGUUCGUGGUCGAUUUAUGGUUUUGAAAUCAUAAUUUUGUUCCAGUGAUUGUGUUAUGGACCUUUACUCCGGCCAAUUUAUUGAGUCAAAACAUUCCAGCAGUAGCAAUUGUUCUCUCCACAAACGAUCACCGUGGGUAGUUUAGCGAUCUGUAAAGUUUCUUCCCGUUUGUUGAGACUGGCAAGCAACAGGAAAGCUGAUGAUAUCUUGGUGAUUUUAUCGAAAACUUAACUCAAGCUUUCGGUUUCUGGCUUUUCGGAUUUUUUUUGCUUUGUUUCAUGGCAGUAGAGGAGAUCAUCGGCUCUAAUCUCGUGAUUGCAAACCUAACAAUAUUACGAGUGGUUGGUUUCGUUUGUGUGUAUCCAUCGUGGAGCAGAAAAAUUCCUUUGAGAAAGAUAUUCCUCGAAUUCAGCGUUUAAAUUUUUUAAUUUGUAUAAUUGAACUUUCGACAGUUUUUCGUUUCGAUCGCUACGUAUGGAUUGUUUUGGCAAAAUAUUGUAUGCCUUCAGUUUAUUUGAUUCGAUGGUCAAUCAACAAAUUAUAUUUAGAGAAGAUGAUUAUGUUAGGUGUGAACUGAAAUGGUGCACAUUCUUGUACAAUAUUUGUACCAUACUUUAGCAUGUAGGGGUUUAUAAGUUUUAAGCAGUACUUUCAAAAUAGACAAAAUAUAGCUUAAGUUUAUGUUUGAUCUUGUCAAUAUAAAUUAUUAUGUGAACUUAAUGCAGUGAUAUUGAAUGUCUCCAAAUCAUUCGAUUUCGGAUGAUAUAGAUCUUUCUCUACCUCUAAUUGUGUGACAUAGAAAUAAAUAAAAUUUAUGUGAAUUCUGUGAAGAGAUAGGAGAGUUUUCUUAAACAACUGCAAGCAGAAACCAUGUGAGUGAGUUAAGAGAGCAAGCUUAAAACAAGUUACUCUUCGCAAGAGACUUGCCAAAUUAUGCUCUGGCCCAGACGCCAAAGUAUUUAAAAGCCAUACCUACCCCCAAAAUUUUUUAUAUCAAAAGUUUGAAAUUUUCAUGUGCAAUCUUCUCACUUUGGCUUAUGUUUGUGUACAACUUUUAUUGUGCACCAAAAUCUCCAGGGUAAUCUAUUGUUGUACUAAUUAUUCUUUUUAAAAUGAUAAGAAAAUUGAAAAGAAUAUUGUGGAUCUUGAGACCUUGGCUGGUUGAACGAGACUGACUUAACUUUUUCAACUGACCGUAGUCUCUGUAUAUAGUAGAUUUAUUCAGGAACAAUUUUUUAAAUCUUGAGUGUCAGCCAAAAAAAAUGAUGCAAGUGAUAACAGCAAACUGGUAUAUAAAAUUGCUUUCAUAAUCUUUUAUUGCCAUACAUUUUGUCAUUAUUUAAGCUCUUGAAAAUGUAGGUGAUGGGAAUUGAAAGAGUGAUAUUGAUCUUAAACAAGUUUUGAAUUGUAUCUUUAUACAAGAGAUUUUUGGGCUCACUGUACUUAUUUACCAUCAAUAGUGUUCCUAUAGAGAGUGGUAAAAAUUUAUUCUUCACUGGCAUCAAACUUCAGAUUUACCUCUAAAAGAGGAAAUGGUUAAUACAUAAUGUUACAGUAUUUUACAGGCAAGGACAAGUUAAAUGUUGUAAUUAAGAGUUUCAAUAAGAUCUGGCAACCUGCAAAAUUUGCUGUCUAUGUAAAGCAAAAUUGCAGCCUUUUUUUCUCCGAAACUAACAACAUUAGUUAGAGUAAAGAUGAAAAUUCCACUGGCCAUCUACUUUGCAGUUGGUUCUGUCUAGUACUUAAAAACUUAUUAACAGAAGUAAUAACUUAUAAUGGGUUAUGAAAAUAUACAUAAUUGUAAGGGAAAAUUGUCAUUGUGGUAAAAUGUCGCACAAGGAGUUGGCAAGGCUUGAAGAAGAAUUGAGCCUUCAUGUACAUGGUGCCUGUGUGGGUGUCAUUCUAUCAUUUUUGGGAAAACUAUGUUGUAUUUCUCAUUUAAAAGCAGGAAGAGUGUUUAAGAGUGUUUAUCUUAAAGCCUUAAUCCAAUAUCUGAUUUUGUCAGAAAAGACAGUCAAAACCUAGCAUAUAUCACUAUUAAUCUGUUUGUACUUAUUAUACUUGAUUUUCUUUGUUUUGUACACUCUUAUGGAGCAUAGUACUUUGGGCAAUAUUGCUGUUAGCUCCAUAAACUUGUUAAUUUUUCCUACAAAAUGAUGAUGGUACUGUACAUAAUUAUAUACACGUAUAUGUAUGCAUGUUCAAUGUUGAUAAAUUCUCAAUCCUUGAGCCUUGAUUUAUCAAUAGUUUCGAGGAUAAAGGAUGGAUUUUAUAAGUGAGAAUGUCUACUCACUCUUGAACCAUAAUUUUCUAGUUAAUAAAACACUCUGUUUUAUUGUCAAAAACACUUAAUUUUGAUACUUAAAAGUAUUGGUUUACUUUAAGAGACAAGGGGCGUGCAAGCUGAAUUUACAUAUACUUUAGUUAGAAGAUGUACUCAUAUGCUUACAGUCUGUUUACAUUUAAACUUCUCCAUAACAAGGACAGUUGCUUUUGCAGAGAGCUGACUGAUACAGGAAAGAAUUGGGUAUAAUAGGACACCAGUUGAAUGCAAGAACACUUUUAGUUACAAAUGCCAAUGGUUUUGUUUAAUGGUAUAACAAGUUCAAAACAACCACUACUUGAUUUUUAGAGGAAAAUGUGAAAAAAAUUCAUUUGUAAAACUUUUGCAUCUUGGGGUAAAGACAUUUUUUUUGUGUUGAAUUUUCGUUUUCAAGGGUGUGUUUGUACCAUUUUAUACAGUAUUUUGUGUCAGUUGUUAAUAAACUGGUGCUGGAGGAGAGGGUAUUUUGGCAAUUACACUGCAUGAUGUACUUUACCAGCCAUUGUUGUUGUGGGGGGAAGGUGGACUUGCAGAGAUUGAAGAUUGAAGUAAAUUGAGAGGGAAGUGAUUAUUGUAAUGAGAUGGUCAUUCUUUCAUCUGAAUUUGUUUUGACUAAUUUUGAUUAUCUAGUGAAUGAAUAAUUCAGUUAUGGAUUUAAUGUAUUAGAAUUAUUCCUGUGUCUGUGGUGUUAUUCUGCCUGAGGGCCUCUUCUGAUCUCUGCUUUUACCUUGCAUAAUAAACUGCAAGGGGACACCCUGGUGUGCAAAUAAAAGUAUACAUAAAGAAUUUAUUCUGUACAAUCAGCUGUUCGUGCAUAAAACAUGUGUUUUCUAUUUUUUUCCAUGGGCUUAUUUUUGUGCUUCAUUGUUAAGCUGAUAUUGAUCAUAAUCAGUUCCUUGUGAGAGAACAAAAGGAAAAGUUAAUGAGGCAGGUUAUUUGUCAACCUGUCCAGUCUCCCAUGACAUGGCUGGGAAAUUUUAAUCAGAGCAGAAUUUAGUUUUGCUGUAUUUUUUUCUUUUCAAUUGCAUGUCCAUGAAAUUGAAUUGAUUUGAAAUUUAUAUACAUGUAGAGGAAAUAGGAUAGUUUGCACAUAGCUGUGUUUAGAUAGAGUUUAAAGGAUGUAAAUGUAAAUGUAAAUGUGUUUUAAUACAUCAUAUCAAAUAAUUCUCUGCCACUGCAGAAUAUAAGAUGUCAAUCUUCUUUGUAAGAGAACUGAUAGGCAUACUAUGAGUGUGAUGAUUGGUCUAAAAACCUACUGUUUAGUGCACUGCCAAACCUUCAGAAAAUGAAAACAUUUAAAGUCUAAUGUAUAGAAGAAAUAGACUGCUCUUCUACUGAUGCACUGGUACAAAAGAGAUGGGAUGUUGGGAGUAACAAAUGUGUGUUUUGUUCUCCCACAUGGGUUAUUACAUCGGUAAACUGAUAGAAAAUGCAGUCUCUUUCUUAAUUAAAUGAUUAUUACUGUAUCCUUGAUGCACUCAUAGUAUUUUUUUAGGUGUACCUGUGAGCUAUUUUAUGGCAUUUUUGAAUAAUUUUCUUUCAUUUGUGUGAAAACAAAAAGAACUUGAGUUAUUUUUAAACAGUCCUUGUAUUUUUUCAGGCUCUCUCAGCCCAUCGAUUCUAUGUACUUACCAGCACCAAGAAUGGCUGCAAGGUAAAACUUAUAUUAAGGAUGGUAAUGUUUUUGUUUUUGUUAUAACUUACAACAACAAUAAAGGUUCAUUAGAAUUCUUGUCCUCUUCAAUUCCUCACUGCAAUGCUCUGGCAAUAGUAAAAGGUAUUAUAAGCAUUUCUUUCCUCUCAUGUCCAUUAGCAAAAAUGUACCACAAACUGUUGAUCUGCUGAAUCAAUCUGGUCUUUUAGGAGGAAAAGAGUUUUUCUGAAUGCUUCAGUGGCAUUAUGAUAACUGAAAAAUUUAAAAAUUGAAUUGAUAUGUUGUGAAAGAAUCAUUCAAUUAUUUUGUUUGGUCAAAAUAUUAUACAAAUAUUAUUUUCUCUGUAAUAGUCCAUUUUACAGUUGUGUGCUUGGUUGCCAAGCCUUUGAACAGGAAUGAGGCUAAGGGUGAUCAUGUUAUGAUACAAACCUUGCUGCUUUUCAAAUGUAAAUUACUUUGUAAUUAUACUAACUAGAUACUAGUCUCUGUCACAACAUGGUCAACUUCAGCCUCACUCCAAAUCAAAGGCUUGGCAACUAAGUACACAACUGUAAAAUGGCCUAUUAGAGUUAAUGAAAUAUUUUGAUGAGUUUCAAUUAAAUGCAUAUUGCAUAUUGCAUAUUGCAUAUUGUAGUCUUAGAGCCAUGACUGAGCAUGAAAUGCAGCUUACAGCUACUCUCCCUUUCUAUCUUUGUAGGUGGAUUUUAGCAUGCAUGUUUUGGAAAUACAGAAAAUUGAAAGUAGUAAACCUCUCUUGGUAAGUUGUUUUCAGAAAGGCAGUUACACUACUCUAAAUUUUUCAGGCUAAGAAUAUAUGAAAGUCAUAUAUUUGAACUGUGGAUAAAGAUGUGAAUGAAAGUGAUCCUCGCAGUAAUGCACACUACUUGUCAAUCGCAAUGAGAAGUAGUGAAAAAAAGGCCUGAAUUUUUUUUCAGGCCUUAUUUUCACUACUUCUCAAGUAGUGUGCAUCACUGCGAGGAUCACUUUCAUUCAUGUCUAAAUUUUUCAGGUCAUCAUACUUUAUCUCACCAAUUGAUGAGUGAAUCAGUCUUAACUGAACUUCAAGCAACACCCUGAAGUAAUUAUAAGACUCAAUCUGUUUCAUUUUUGGUAUUGUAUGAUGACUGGUCUACUCUUUUAAAAUAGUGUCAGUAAUAAUUUCAUACUUUUUAAAUACAAUGUCAAAUCCAGAAUUAAUAUAUUCUAUAACUGAUUUUUUACUAGGUGCUGUUUCCAGUUAAUAUCCAUGUAUGAUAUUUUGGUGUUUUGAUACAGUGAAACAUUUGAUCAUUUUAUUUCAGUUGACAGUAUUAUGUGGGGAGAAGCCAAAUUAUUUCAGACUUUUUCAACCCAAAGAUUGCACAGAGAUUAUUGCUCACAUCUUGGUUGCUCUCAAAUCAAACUUUCCAUCGGGUAACCCAGAGUAAGUAUUAUUAUUAUAUUAUUAUUAGAUAAAUAUGUACUGAACCCUUUCCAGUUAAGCAUCAGUAUGCAUAUUCUCCACACUGUUCUCUAUACAUUUCCUUUGAUAUCAACAAGGAGAAUUCAUUUAACGAUCAAAGCUUCUUAGGUUGGCAAUUACCGUAAACGUCCAUGUAUAAGCUGCAUCCGUAGAUAGGCUGCACCCCCAAUUUGUAAGCGCAGAAUUUGGAAAAAAAUAAAAACAAUACAGUCUGAAGUUUCAGUGGAGAAGGUUUCGAAACACUGACAGAGAAGUUGUGGCUAUCUUUCACAUUUAUUAAGUCUAAAGAAAGCAGAAUUUCAUUUGUCAUACCUUCUUUUUCAUUGGAAUUUACACCAUCUUUAACUUAAAAUGCUCUUUCCAUCUAAUUUUUCAAGAUUAUCACUUCAAAACACGCCAUUAAGUUGAAAUUCCUUCGGCAUUGAAAAAAAAAACAAGUGCUUAGUAGCCAAGCUUUAAAUUUGGGAGGAGUCUGGGCCUGGGCAUGAACAUAAAGCAUGCCCACUGAUGCAAUCAUAUCAGUUUCUAUUUCAUUAAUUGAUAUUACAAUACUUCAGGUAAUUUAUAAAAGAUGCUACUGUUCUUCACAUGAACAUUUGAUAGAGUCAGUGUUCAUUAUUAAAAGUCAUAAAAGUCCUCGCUAUUGCUAUCUCCAAAGAGAUUCUCAUAGCUUUCUGGUAUGUAUCCAUGGAUAAGCUGCACCCUUGAUUUUUGGCUUCAAUUUUGUGAAAAAAAGUGGGGCUUAUACAUGGACAUUUACGGUAUUUCUUAUUUAUUCUUAUGAUAUUUAUGAAUGUUGGUGAAAAUGGCUGUGCAUAGAUUUUAAUUAGUAAUUUAGUAUUAUUAACUGAGUUGAUAAUGUAAAUUGGCCACAGUAAAGAGUUUAAAAGCUGAUGUUUCAAGCAUAAGCCCCUUGUCCAAGUGAUUGGAGGAAUUGUGGGUUGUAUGAGGGUUUAUAUGCAGAAAAUAGAGCUAUGCCAUUGGUGGGAAUAUGGUGAUGAGAAAACAAGAAUAAAUUAAUUGAAUGAUAGGCACUUGUUGAUACUGUGGGGAAUAACAGUGCUGAUUUGUGAGGUAAAAAAGUGUGUUCUACAGUUUGGCAGCUUUCCAUAUAUAGAUUUGUGGGGGUAUGAAUGUUGUUCUUAACACAAACUUACAGCCGUUCUCUGAGGGUGACAUAUGGACCACCAGAAGAGAGUGACAUGAGGCAAGAACAGGUGACCACACUGGUCAAUAACCUGCGGAAUUCAGGAGGAGAUGUGGAGAUUGGACCUUGUGGUGAGUUGUGGUGAAUGUUUAUUUUUGAUAAAUUGCGAGAGGUUCAUGGUAUGAUAAAUUUAGGAAUUGAAGAAAUGAGGUCAAAAGUAUACUGACAGUACCCUUCACUAUCAGUCCCUGUAUUAGCAUCGCACAUGCUGAAAGGUUUGCUGCACUCUAUGUCACUGAUACACUUGUGUGCAUUUCAAUAUUUUUUAAAAUGUAAUUUAGCACACAUAGGUAGUUGGCUUUCAGGAACAUCCAGCAAAGCAUCUAUAUACCAACAGCCAUGUGCAUCUCCUUGCAUCAAGGGAUACAGUUAUGUUAAUAUAUUGCUGUUAUUUUAUUAUUAGUUCUAAGAUUUUUGCAAUUUUAAUUACAAGUAUAAUCAUGAUUUUGGUUAGUUUUAGUUAGCUUUUGUUAUUAUUGUUGUUAUAUAAUAAUUAUUGUGCUGAAUCUACCUACUCUGCAUUUUCUGUAUGUCUCUUUCUGAAGGUGGAUUUUCUAAAGUGUAUGUGUCAAUGUGUGAUUUGUAUGGCCAGUCACAUCUUGAAGAGGUUGUUUGGGUAUGUAUUUAUGGUGAAUAAAAUUGGUAAAUAAAGAUGGCAUUUAUUAGUUUUUUUGGUCUGAGCAUUUGGCAUUGGUGAUUCUGAGAAGUACAAUGUUCAAUAACAGUGUGCAUUUUGAUCAGUUUUAAAGCUUUUUAUGUUUUCUUGCUGUAUCUGCAGGAUAUUGACACAAUUUACUUAUCGCUCAAUACCAAAGAGUUGAACAUUCAAGACUUUGAUCAUCUUGAGCACAAGUAAGUCAGCUGUUUUGUAAUGUGUAACAUGGUUUGUGCAAAAUAUCUGUUCAAGUCCUUUGCAAAGGACAAAAUGCUGGCCAUAAAUUGCAUGAUACUUCUACUUGUCAUUGAAAAAUCAUAAUUUUCAAUGUUGUUCUCAUAUGACCAUUUCAGACAUACUUGUCACUCUUAAAAUUUCCCAGUGCUUUUGGUAAGGGGGUGUAUUCUGUAACACCCGUUGCAGCUGAGCUUACUCAAUGUUAUGUGUUAAGAUGUUGAUUGCUGUGAUGUUUUACUUUGCCACAUAACUAUUACACUGAUAUCUCCAAUAUAAUGGUUUCUUCAAAACGUAAUAACUGCUCUUGUUUUCAUUCAUUUAUUUAUGAUCAUUUCUAAUUACAAUUAUUCUUUAAUCUUCCAGGGAUUUGGUUCCUCUUAUUUCAACUCUUGAGUAUAAUGAUUGGUUCACUAAAGUGACAUGUGACUCAUAUAAACUGGUAUGUGUUUGCAAACAUCUGAAUUGAUACUGUAACAGAAAGAAUGGGAAACUUAGUCUUGAAAUACAUGCAAAAAGAGCUCACAAUCUUUCAAUGAACCCAAACCAUCUUCCAACAAGGCUGUAUGUUUUCUUGUCUGGAAAGAGUGGUAAAUGGCCUGUUUAACUUUAAUCUUGUUUACAAUUUUUGUUAAAUAUUCCUUUUAUUAGGGAUCAGAAGUCUGUGAUGCCAUUUGCAAAGCUGCAAAGAAGUCUACAACAGUGGAAGAACUAGUACUUGAUAGUGCUGGUUUUGGCAGGUACAUAGUGGACUGAACAUGGAUGUAGAAUAAUUUAAGACAUCAGAAUCUGAUUGUUGUUUUAUUGAAAUGCAAUCUAUUGAUUAUGGCCACAUAUUUUCUUUACAAUGUAAGGUUUAUAUAAGGGCAAUAUAGAUAGUUAGUGGUAUCAUUUAUUGUGUGGGCUACAGUUACCUUCGUUUCCCAAUGGCUUCGUUCAACCUGGUUAGAAUGUGACCAGAAACAAGUUAUACAUGUAGACCAGAUACUUGGCCAAUCUAUGCUAGGUUAUAUGCAAGGUGGUAGACCAGCAACGAGACUAGAACAGAUGUCAGACUACAUGUUAGUUUGGGGGUAAGCGGGUAAUAAACUAGACAAAGCCAGGAGAUAAGACUAGAAUAUAAUUUUGUAGACAAGAUUACAUGUAGACUAGAGAAAAGCCUAGACCAGAAACCAGCCAGGUUAUAAUGAUGAUAAGGCUUUAAUAAACUAGAGGAGAUAUUAGACCACAUAUAUUUAUGAACUACCAGAUGUGAAUAUAAGAAGAGAUUAGGUAUUAUCAGACCACACUAGACUAAGCUGAACCAGACCAAUAUUAACCAGCAACCAAAGGAGACUUGGCUAUAGGUAGUGUUUGACAGUAGACCACAGUGGAAGCAGGAAAAGAGGCAAAUUAACCCCAGUCAGUGAUUCCAGAUCAUCAAGGCUACACCAAACUACACUAGAGACUUGCACACAUGUAGAAAAAUGCAUGACUUGUAAAUGUAUGUGAGAAUGUUGACCUUGUAGUUACCAUUCCUUUGUUUUGAUAUUCCUAGUCUUUCCUGAACUCUGCUUUAUAAUAGUUGUUCAAUUUGUGACCUUUUAGGGAUCAUUGUCAGAAACUUGCAUUGGCUCUCACAUCAAAUCCCAAAACAGCUUUGCACUCCUUGAGUUUAAACAUCAACUCUAUUGAGGAUAGAGGUUGGUUUUUAAGUCUUUGUUGAUCACUUUAUUGUUUCAUAACAUGUCAUCAAUCACAGCUUAGUCUUUUGCAGGACUGCAAAAUAAUGAUACUCACUGGCCAUUGAGUAAGAAUUAUGUCUCAGUUGAACGUAGUUGAUAAAUUUGAUAAAAUUCAUCUGUACCUGUACAUGUGGACCAUGGUGGAUAAAGUUAUUUGAAAUGUUUCUAAGGGAAACUCCAUGUUCUAAAUUUGGCAAUGGCUUGAUCUUCUUCUUUGCUGAUGCCCCCACUGCCCCCCCCUCCAUUAAAACAUGAUAUAUACUAUAUAGCAUCUUAACGUUCAGUGUAAAACAUCAUUGCUUUCAAAUGAAUUGCGAUCAAGUUUAGUAAAUGACAUUAUUGGCAGUUUCCCAAAACUGUUUGGAAUUUCUUCUUUCAGAGUGCCCAUUACUUCCAAAACGGUUGCUUCUUCCUUUAAAAUUAAAUUUAAAGGCAUGUUAAUGUGAUUCUGUUAGAGGUUGUCUUCAUGAUACAGAACAGAUAUUUAGACCAACAUGAGUUCGCUUUGGUUCCCUCUCAUAUAGCUCAUUAUUCACGCAUGCACAUGAGAAAAUGACAUAUUAUUAUUAUAAUUGUGACAAAGAAAAGAAAAUAUUAUGUGGUGAUGAGUCACAAUAGUGCUAGUUCACCCUGGUUGCUGCACUUAAGUGAGAAUUUCAGUCUGGCACAAAAUCUUUUAAUUUUUUUAUGAGAGCAAAGAAGACCUACUUGUCUUUGUAUGAAACCAACUUCCUGGUGGACUGAGACAGGUAGUUCACAUGCAGCUUUUGCCAAUGGAUUGUGCCUUUAUCAGUUAGAAUGAGAGAUGAGGAGAAAAAGAUUAACUCAUCAUAAAACCAAAUCUAGUUUUCAUCUUGGUUAAGAACUUGUACUAGUGUAUAUUUUUUCCCUGUAGACACCUCCUUGAACUGUAUAUAGACAUUUUGUCAAUUAUUAUUUGUUAUAACUGACUAAAUGUUUGUUAUUUUUUUGUUUUUCCUUUGUUUGUAAAGGUUUAACACACUUAUCUGGUGCAUUCAGUAACCUUCCUCAUGGUUUGGUUUUUCUUUCUCUUGCUGACAAUGGAAUCACAUCAAAAGGUAGAUAUUUAAAUAUGUAGAAACUUCAGUUUGAAAUAUUUUACAAGGAACCUUGUUCAGAUUCACAAGUGCCUAUACAACUUAGCUGGCAAAACUGUUCAUACUUUUAUUUGCAUGCUGCAGAGGUGAAAAGCUUCUUUCAACACCACCAUGCAAUUACAGGCAAUCCAAAACAAAAAUAAAAUGCCAGCUCUUUCAUGUCAACUUCCUCCCCUCCCUUCUGACGCAGUUUGCCAGUGCUGAACCCUUGAUCAAUCUGCAAAGAAGAAACAUCUUUCAUUGACAGGUUUUUCCUUUUUUGUAUUUUCCAGGAGCUUCUACUUUGGGUCAGGCCCUAAAGUCAAGCAAGUAUAGUGAAAGUUCAUUGCAAAGGUAUGUAACAUGUGCUUUAACAGGUGAGCAAACCUUUUUGUUUAAUGAAUGUAGUUCAUGUUCUUCUGUUAUUAAAUCAUUUGUAAGUUACAGAUUGAACCUUUUUAAUCUUUUUAAAGGGGAAAAAAUUAAGGCUUGAAAACACUUUGAGAUAUCAAGUGACAUGAUUUUUGGUAAAAAUCCUAAAACUGGCUUGAAUUUGUUAUAAUUAUUGUAUUAAAAUAAAUCUCAUUAAGCUGUUUUGAAAGCAGCUCACAUGAAGCAGUUUGUGGCAGAGACUUUUUAGCUACUUGUGCCUGCUGUGUUCAGUCUUAUUAGAUCUGGAUGUGAGCUAACCCUAAGUUUUACUUCAGAUGUUCUUUUUUUUUGCCUAUUUGUAUAACUAUCUUUUCUGAGUUGAUGAUAUCCUCACUCAGUUUAUGUUCUUUCAGGAACGACAUUUGAAAUUAGACAUACAUUAUUUUAUAAGUAGUUUUCUCUGGGGGAGACUUGGUAGCCUGGACUGGACUGGACUGGACUGGACUUUGGAUUGAAAUGUUUGGGUUCAUGCCCCUCCUCACUUUGUCUCUCUUUAGCCAAGCAUAUAAAUGUGUUCUGGCUAAUUGUUAGGGGGUCCUGACAAAUUCCUUGUGGUAUGUGCAACAGACUAACAUCCACACUAGAGGAGUAGUAAAUACAUUUAACUCCUACUGGCCACUCCAUGCUACAGAGUCUGCUGCACUGAUAAGCUUCAACAGUGACAUGAGUCUGUCUUGUAUGCUGAAUUAGUAUUACUAAUAUGUUUGUUUUUGUAUUGUUUCUCUGGUCAUGUAGACUGGAUCUGAGCAAAAAUCCUCUUAAAGCAGAUGGAAUUGCUGUAAGUUUCUUUCUUGGGAUUUUUAGAUUCCAUGUAGUUGUUUGACUCUCUGUAAUAAUGACUUUCAUAAUCAGUGUCCUUUAGAAGCCCUGGUGGCCAGGGUUUUCACCAGCUGGUCCUUGUUUCCUAUGCAGGGGCCACUCACAUUAGACCAAACAGUUAAAGACCUUUAUUUAAUUAAAAAAAAAUGUUCUCCCUUGUUGGCUGCCGUUUAUUUUACAGCUGGCUACUAGAAAAUCUCAGCAGAAUGCUGCAUACACUAUCCUAUCUGAUUCUGACAUUAAAUGCAUUUAGCAUAGGAAAAGACUCCAAUAAAUUCUUACCUGAAAGAGUUUUUUCCUCCUUUGUAGGGUUUGUGUGAUUUCUUAGCCAAGCCAAAUAUGCUGACCCACUUGGAUCUCUCAUCAACUGAAUGUCCUCUUGACCUGGUAACAAUAAAUUAUUAUUUUUAUUAUUUAAACAUUUGUUUUGCUUAUAAUCUUUGUCCUUUUCCAGUCUUAUGAACAUUAUCUGACUUAUGUGAGUCUAUUUAACAUUAACAUUACUCCAAUGGUGUUUUUCAUUGUUUCAUUGAUUCCAUAAUCAUUCCUUAUUGGUUAAUUAGCCUGCAUUUAGUUGUAUUAGAAUUGCAGUGUUUCCUAAUGAUGGAAUUUUCAUCUCUUCCAGUUGUUUGGUGCUCUCAUCCGAGGCUGCAUUCAACACUUAGCAACCAUCAACGUGGCUGGUAACAGUUUUACCUCAAAGUAAGCAAAUAUACACUGUAAGCUUGUAAGUAAGCAAGAUAAGAGACCAUAUCAAGAGCAAUGUCUGCCACACUAAAUCUGAGAGAUUGAAACUCAAUUGGAAUUGUGCAAUUUUUGUAAAUUUAGCUGUGAAUUUAAUUUUUGUUGUUGCUAACCAAUCUUUUUUUUAAAUUUUUCACAGGAAAACUAAAGAUGCAGUUGUUCCACCUUCAUUCAAACAGGUAAGAUCACUGUUUCAGUUGUACAUGUUGCUUUGAAGUUGGGCUUAAUACUCCAAAGAAGUGAAUGAAGGGAAAGAGGAAUAAUAAAGACAAUUUGUAUACGUUACUGUGGAAAUGUUUGAUGCACCUUCACAUCACACAGUGUACUUUUUAACCCUUUAACUCUCAAAGGGGAUUACACCAAUUUGCAAUUGAGUACCAGAAGUAAUCUGAGAUUGCAGUUGUUUUUGCUUUAGUUCACUCUGUGAUUGGUGCAGAAAACUCGCACCACUCCCUUUACCAAUCACAACUUGAUUGCCCACAUUUUCCCGCACUUGAGGCAGUCUGGUAAUUUUGACUUUGAGAUCUCAUUGGCUCUUCAGGGUAUUUUCCUUUCUUCUGAUUGGCUGUUUUGAUUACUUUGGUUUUGGUUUUUUCGACUCUCAAUGGAAUCUGUAAAAGCUCCCCACACUUCACCACAUUAUUCACACAUUAGAAAUUAAAAAGUUAUCCGUAGGAGAGUGUUGUCGUGAUAGAAGACUAAAUUAUUUUCAUUUAAUUGACAGUAACACCUAGAAGGGAGAAUAACUUUUGAAUAUGGAAAGAUAGAAUCCCCUCGUAGAGUGCAUUUCAAUUGAGUGUUGUAGAGCUCAUAUGAACGAAAUCUCAACAGCCCAGAAUUAGAGGAAAGAAAAAUAUUACAAAGGGCUAACGGAAAUGAUACACAAGAACAAGCAAACUGCUGAUAGAGUGGGCAAAAAUGGGUGACCUAAUUGCACUUUUUUUUUUCUAUCUGAUUAGUUGAUAUUGUGGAGGAAGUUCUCCAUGCACCAAGCAAAGUAAAGCAAAAUCAAAACAAUCCUUACUGUUACUGAUAUUCAAUUUAAAAUUGCUGUAAAAUUUUUUGUUUGCCUUCUAGUAUGCUACUUUUAUAAAACUACUACUACUGGUGUGCUCUGUGUCAUGAUAAAUAUCAAUGUUAAAUUCUUUUGUUUGUGGCAUCCAUGAUCAAUUUCGUUGGAAUUGUUUCAAAUAUUGAUGUUGGUUACUUUCCUCACAGUUUUUUAGCACCUCCCAGGCUCUGAAAUGUUUGGAUGUAUCAGACUGCAAGUUACAUUCUGACGCCAUCAGGUCAGUGCUGAUGUAAUGAUACGAGGAGUAUUACUGAGCCCACAGAACUAUGGCAAGCAUUUUCAUGCUAUUUGAAAAUUAUCAAUUUGGGAAGCAGAGAUACGUGUAAUGCAGUUAUGAGGGCGCUUCCUAAUUGCAAAUUCGGAUAUCCACGAAAGAGAGACUAGAUAUUCCAACUUUAACUUAAUUUGUCCGAAGUAUUCAAGGAAGACUGAGCGAGGGCGAACUUUUAUGGUUAGGACAAUAACGGAAUGGAACCCUAUAGAGUAAAGCACAUGGAAGAAAGUCUCUUUUGUUAGUUUCAAGAGCAGUUUAUAUGAGAAAUUUUCAGAAAGUGACCAGAAAGGUUCCUCACUACUUGAAAGAUGAUUUUGAAUGAUAUUAUUUUAAUGAAGAAAUUUUUUUUAUCUAUUUUUAAUUGCCGAUAGGAUAUUUAUUUUUAAAUUUUGAAUCUUGUGAUGUAUACAACUUUUGAAUUCUUAUACCGAUUUUUAGGUAUUUUUAACGGUAAUGAGGGCAACGAGUUCAUUAGUGUUUUUCUACUACUGUCAAAUAUAACCCUCCGAGUAAAGCAUUAUUUGUGCCUUAUUUGUUUCACUCUACGGCAGUUCUGAUUUGAUUUCUGGACCUGGUGUCAAAUGUGGUUGGAGUUCAUUGUUGGCUCUUGGCCUUUCUCUGAGAAUUUUUCUUUUUCCCCAAACACCGAUACCCCCAUUUUAAUUUGACUUGGAAAGGUUCUAUUUAGAACCACUGGAUGCAUGUGUGUGAUGCCCAACUAUGUUGGGCAUCACAACUUGUAUGUUUAGAUUAAUGAAUUGAUUUAGUUUGCAAAAUGCACGGUAAAAUGUGGUUACAUUGUCGUUAUAAAAAGGAUUACAAAAUGUUUAGGAAUUACAUUCUGCCAUUAUUUCAAUCUCUUUCCAUAUCUUUUGUAGAGCAAUUCUUGAAGGACUACGUGCAAACAGUUUCCUUUGUGAUGUUGAACUCAACUUAAGCAACAAUGAGGUAUGCUAAGUUGGAAAAUCAUGGUUGGAGUGUGAGGUUUAAGUUUUGAUUUUUUGUGUUUACUGUUUUUCUGGUAGAAGGUUAUUUUUGUUUGUUUAAGUCGUCCAUACAAGUGGUGAAAAUUUUUUGCAAGAAAUGUUGACAUUUUACUGAACAUAUGUCAGUCAAGAUUUGAUGAUAUUAAUACAAAAAUUGUGACAGAAGACAUUUUCGUCGCCUGAAAAUUAUUCAGAGCACUCUUCGCUGCCGUUUCGUACAACCAAAAGCAUUGCAAUUACGACGGCCAAUCAUAACAAAAGAAAAUGUUACUAGGAGCCAAUGAGAGUUCAGAAUAAACUCGUGUAAUCUGCGUCAUCCGAGAACCGCGGGAAAACGCGAGUUACAAAGUCGUUAUUGCUUGUAGCCUUACAUUCGAUUGGUUGAGGAGUUGAUGUGAAAUUUCUAGACCACUCACAGAGGGCAGUGACGCAAAACUAAUUCAAUCCUGAAAUACUUUUAACGCGUUAUUUCUCCUUACAGUGAUGUAGACCUCGUAAUGGUUAUAUCAAUUUAUUUGCAGCUCAGAGGUCUGGGGGCGAAAGCCAUAGCAGACAAUAUAACCCACCUGAAAUGUGUCAGCAGGCUGAACAUUAGUGAUAAUGGUGGGUGUUUGUGUGACUGAUCCUAGCUUUACUUCAGCGACUAGAUCCAAGGUGAAUCUGCUGACCUGAACAAAUAUUGGAAUUAUCUCCUCUAAUUUCAGGAUUUGAUACGGAGUUAAUUCCGAUUCUCGAGAAGCUGUCAUCAAACAAGACAUUGAAAUAUCUAAACUUGGGACAGAAUAUGAAACAAAGGUAAGUUAUUCACGUUCAUUAUAGGGGAUACGGUGAGGUAUUGUGUUCGUUUUCCGCCAGUUAAAAUAAUUGCCCUGAACGUGCGAGAACAGCAAAAUGUUGGUUUGUUAAGAAAGAACUUCAAAAUGCGAGGAUUAAACAAGAAUGCGUUUGGAUGAAGAGAAUUGAAACGGAUUGGAAAGCCCAAAUUUGAAGGUUCAAAUCUUAAAGGUUCUCUGCUGUGUCGGAAUGUUUUUUCUUUCUCGCCGUUAACAUUUUCAAUUUGUAUAUUUCUCUCUUGUUAAACUGUAGAAACUUUUUUGCUCGUUUCAGUAGCGAUAUUGUCCAAAGCCCCUCCAUAGUCAUGUCUACUUGAACCUUUGGGUUUGUUUAUGUGAUCCCUGUUCGAUAUUUAGUUCUGUUUCCUAUGUCUUUCAGGAGCUCAUCUGCAAUUAUGGAGGCAUUGGUGCAACUAUUAUCUGAAGAAAAUUCAGUGAGUCAGAAAAACCAAACAUGCAAACAAAGUAACAUUAAUUGUUUGAUUUUAUAUCUUAGUGCAGAAAUCAGUGACAUUUCCCUGACUUUUUCUAUUGUUUUCCUUUUUUCAGCAUCUCGAGUCAAUCUCGUUAGCCGAGUCCAAACUUAAACAUGACAUCAUUCCGUUACUGGAUGCUCUCGGAACGAAUGAAACAUUGACAGAACUUGACAUUAGGUAAAACCAGCAGCUUUGUUAACCGAGCAUAAUUUUAUAUUUCUGUCUCAGUACCGCGAAAAAGUUUGAGGAACCGAAAUUGUGCUCUAACUUACACGCACCGACAGCUUUUCAAAAUUUGCCACUGCUUGCAGUUUACGAACGCACGGUUGUCCAUCUCAAACACCCGUCGCAGGUUGUUGACGGAAAGGUUUCUCAGUAUCAUCGUUCAGAAAGUUUUGUUCUUCUUAAUAGGUUAGUUAAUAGUAUUCGCAAACACAGAUAAUUGUAAGUUAAAAUUCACUAACUCGGAUUGUGCUUGUUUUUCAGUGGAAACCAAAUUGGUGACGAGGGAGCACGCAUUCUGGCUAAAGCUCUUCAAAUCAACACCAAACUAAGGUGAGAAAUGACGUCAGCGUCCCACUUUCCCUGAGCUUUGCUGAAAUCGUCGCGCCAGACAUAAGAUAUUUGCGAAAAAAAUAUUUAGAGUUCUAUCAACAAAAAUAAACCCAUACACCAAGGUUUCCUUUCUUGAUGGAAUCGGAAUAUGUUGACUGAUGGUUUGGCUUGGUCAGUUGGUAAUUGUGAUUACACCUCUAUCCAUCGUCAACCAUAGUAAGCUAGCUCUUUCGCCGUAUGACAUCCUCAGUGGUGCUUUUCUGCUUCUACAAACGAUUAUUUUGUGCGCAGCUCCUUCGUAAAGGCCGUUUAUCGAUAACUCAAUUGUUUAAGGGUAAAAUAAAAUACCUUGGAACAUUUCAGAACGCUUGACUGGGACAAGAAUGGAACAACAUACAGGGGAUUUGCUGACAUCGCAGCAGCCUUAGAAAGGUGAGUAUAACUUCCCACAAGAUUUGUCUAGCGUAAUUGUUAAACAGGAUUAAAGAAAUGCUGUUCACGUCUGCGUUUUUGUAUUCUAGCAAUCACACACUGCUUUCUAUGCCGAUGCCUCUUCACGAUGCUGCGCAGUCGCUCAAACCACAGACAGAGCAGCACUUAAGAAAGGUGAAUAUUAAUCAGUGAACUUCCAAUAGAUUGCUUUUUAUUACAGGGUCGAAAACUGAACUAAGUUAUCUAAUACAGCCUAUCGGAGUGAUGGAAAAUGUCACAUUCAGCCAAUGAAAACUCCAAGUGAACACGUGCAAAUGGUGUCAAGCGCGGGAAAACGCAAGUGUCCAAGUCGCGAUUGGUUUUGGUUUACAUCAGAUUGGUUGACAGAGAUAUGCGAUUCUUUUGUAGACCAAUCAGAGCGCGUAGCAAAGUGGAAGUAGCACAGUUCGUUGGUACUUCUGACACUCGAUUUGAAAAUUGCUUCAAUUUUACAUUCCUGUACUUUAUGUUAUAACGCUUUUGAAAUUGGUUUUCAAAAUCGGUAAAAUUAAAUUUCGUACGUGUAUAACAAGAAAAGUGUUGUGUUCUUCAAACGCGAAACGACUCCACUUUAAGAAAAGACCUUUAAUACACAACGACUAAACUGUAACUGACAAGAAAAUUACAACACGUGGUGUGGAACGAAAACGAAUAUUAAUAGAUUCCUUGACAGUUCUGGGUUACGUAACUCCUGCCAGGUUUAAAAUUAAUUAACAUAACCAAAAGGAAGCAGAGUAUUUCGUGGAUGUUUUUCCUUUAUGGUAACGUUGAAUUUAUUGAUAUCAUAAUGUAUUUCGUUGCAGAUCGAAAAAUUGUUGCUGAGGAAUCAGUCUCCGCACAAAGUAGUUACAGAACAGGCCUACAGAUUACAGCAAGGCCUGCUGCUCACCUCUACACAGCAACAGGUACGUCAAACAAAAAUUGUUUUGCAGUUUGAAGUAAAGUCACUUCUUGUUAAAAUAUAUGAUCGAUUAAAAUUUGCAGUAUCACUUUAAAAAUCUCCAUAUCCUCAUUCUCUGAAUUGAUGAAUCUCACAUACCGGUGGAAGUAAGAAAAACUUGAUAGCCAUGAGGGAGCUCUCUGAGGUACAACGACAAACUCAAAUCAACAUGUGUUGGAGGUUUGUUUUUCGAAAGGGGCAUAACUCUCCCUCAUGCAGAGAGAUUUAACUUGGUGAUAUGAUGUGCAUAUCUUCUCCACCCACAGCCAUCCAUGUUCUUUCUUAGCUUAUUUUCUCUUGUAUCUUUUCUGACUUGUCGACCCAAUAUUUUCAAUGCUUCGUCACGUGGAAAGUUAUUUUUCACGCCGCAGAAAAACGACUACAGAUAUUGUGAGGUUUCUUUUUUGAGAAAUCUAGUACCAAUUGUCGGUCAGUUGAUGUGUUUGUUGGCUCCAUAUUACUUAUCAUUCCUCGACUUCCCCAGAUGGUGGACCGACUUGUGGUGCAGUUACAGGACCUCGUGAGCGCGCUCCGAUCCUCCCAGGAACCAAAUGUGAAGAAUGAGAUUAAAACUGCCAAAAAUUAUAUACAGGAUGCAGACAAACUGAAACAGGUUUGUUCACUGUCAGAUUUCUCUUGGUGCAAUUGCGUCAAUGGAAAAGUGACAAUUUCUCUUGCAUGACAUGGUCGAUAAUGAGAAGUUAUAAAUGUUUUUUAUGGUAGAUAUACUAUACAACAAAUUUCCACGACAUUUGUCGCGAGCAAGUUUGCUAAGUAAAGUAAAGACUUUAAAGAGCAAAUAAGGCUUCACAAAAGAGCGCACUUCGAUACAGGUUCGUAAAACCGAAAACCAGGGAGUUAAUGUUUGAAAUGUGAUUGGUUGAGAUGAUAGGGGGAGUUUUCUAAACCAAUCAGAUAGCGAAGUGGGGCAAAACCAAAGCAAUCCCUUAUUACUUCCAGCACCCAAUUGAAACUAUUCUUUUAUCAAGCCUGACAGUGAUCAGUUGGAUAGGGGUAGAGUUAGGCUGCACACGCCAAAACCUGAUUGUGCUUCUAAAACUCUUCCGAAUUUUUCUAUGUUGGAGGAAUUUUUCACCCUCUUCCAGGUCUGUGUCGCCACACACUCGUCCAUUUGAGGCAAGCUGAUUUGUUGCGCAAAAUAUAUUUUUUUUAAAUUUGUAAUCCAUUCGUAAAAUUUCUAAAUUUAUUUAGUGGAGAAAAAUUCAGUGUGUUUGGAUUUCAUUUGUUUCGUCUGUUUCUUUGGUCAAACGUGAUUGUAAUAAAUAUGUCAGAUCUGAUCACAAUUACUGGAAGAUAAAAGGUCAUAUUGUUUCAACAGUUGCUACUGAAGUUCCAUUUGUGCACAAGUGACAGUGAUAUUGAAGCCAGAUUUGCUGAGCUGGCUGGGGAAUUUUACAAAGCCGCUGAAGAGAAAAUGAAGGUAAGUAAGGAAAACGUUACAAAACUUGACCAGUCAGUGUAAAGUGAAGGGAAGUGCAUACUUUUGAUUAAAAACAAAUUUAUACGCGAAAUUGAAGGUUGUAGUUUGGUUGUCAACGUUCGCUGUUUGCAGCCUGAAUUAAAACCUUGUAUAAAAAAGAAAAAAGUGUAGAGUGUUGUAUUCACCCAAAGGUUAAGAAAUGUCUAUUACAUGUAUUCAUAUCCUUUUGGUUUAUCAAUUGUUUGUCGUCGAGUUAAUGGACAAAAAAAUGAAAAAGUAAAAAUGCGAAUCCCACAAAGAAAUUGAGCUCCAGUCUCCGAAGGUCGAAUGUUACAUCGCUAAGUGCUGAUGGGUUAUGAGCGGGUCCUUGUGGCCCAAAAUAGGCAUACUGCUUUAUGUAGGACCAACCUUAAACGUCCUGUGUCAACUGGAUUAUGAAUCUUUGCUUUCGAUUUAAGAAUGAUAUCAGGGUUAUUUGUCUCGUAACAUAGAGGUUUGUGUGUUUGCGUGAUUUCAGAACAAUAUGGCGAAGAUGAUCGAUUGUGCCAAAGAAGUUUGUCCGUAUAUCACCUCCUCAGACGUAAGUUGUAUAUAUUUCAAAAAGAUUUUCGUCUGGUUCCCAAGGGCUAUAGAAAUGCAAUCUCGUAUUUUUCACUGCUGGUUGACUAUAAAACUCGUACACUGACAGCCGUUGUGUUAUAAUAAUCUUAGGCUAACAGAUUUACCUUCAGUGAAGUACAUUAGCCUUCAGAGGAGGUCCUCUAUUCUUUAGCACACGAGCUUUUUAUUGUAUAAAUCCACCAUUAAGAAGUGGUCUGUUAGAUUCAUAAAACCGUGUUGCUUAUAGGAUGUUCAAAGCCGUUUACUGGCUGUGGCACAAGGAAAGUCAAGUCUGAAUGAAACUUUUGUGGAGGAAGUGAUUCUUACUCGUGCUGCAGCGGGUAUUGCUAACAGAUUAAGGUUAGAGACACUUAAACAACUUUGUGAUUUUAUCAUGUUUUAUCUAUAGGGACAAAAUCUCAUUCAAAUAUUGCUUACAUUUGUAUGAACAUGAAAGCGAUCUUCGCAGGAAUGAUCUUUGCUUGAGCAUAAUUGAAAAUAAGGGCUGAUCCCGUAUUGGACUGAAUUUUUUUAGGCCUUAUUUUCAUUACUUCUUAAGUAAGGUUCGUUACUGCGAAAAUCGCUUUCAUAUUCAUUUCUUAAUCCGCAGUUCACUUAAAUAUUUUCAUAUAUUUACAGUCAUAUACGUAUGUACGUCCCUUUGACUAAUGCGGACAGUUUGUAAAUAACGUUUGAUAUGUUAGUAAAAGAAAUAGAAAAAAGUUUAUAUGAGGAAUUGAAAUGCAAAAUAAACCCCCCCCUACUGGUUCAGCCUUUAACCCUUAAACUCCCAAGAUCUCAUAAGUACCUCUCCUGACUGUCUGCUGCCAUACAAUUCUUCUGAUGUUACUUCUAAGAGUUUGUUAUUGGAUCAACUAAUAAUCCCCUAAUUGAUAGUUUUCUUGGUUCUCAUCACUUUCUUCUUGAUUUUGUAUUGAUAUCAUGAGGAGAAAUUCUGUCUUGGUCACUCAUGAAAGUUAAAGAGUUAAGAUACGUCCGUUAUUAAUUAUAAUAGAUAAGCCAGACCUGUCAAUUCUUUAACCGGAUCACCGAAUAUGAUGAACGUUCACAAUAGUUAUUAAGGAAAACUCCUCAAACGAGGAGCCUUAAACGUAGGUCAAAUCACUGGCUAAUUUUAUGAACCGAUGAUGCAUUGCCGGUAAUAAAAAACUGAUGCGUGAGAGCUAAACUGGCUUGCUUAAUUGCAAUACGAUUCUCCGACUAGAAACUUCCUUUCUCUUUUUCAGUGGUUUGAUUGAAACCUUAGAUUUCCUGAAACAUUUCAGUGGCCAAUACCGCACCGUGACGCUUUCGAUAUUUAUUGUUCACAAACGAAAUGAAAAUGUCUGUGAAAACUUGAAAUGGGACCAAGUAACUUAUCCCCACCCUUCCUCGAUCCUGUUGUUUUCAUUUGCAGCGAAGACAAGCUUACAGUGGCAUCUGUCAUGGCGGACACGAUCAUGGAGAUUGUGAUACACCAGUUGGAAAAUAGUGUCAACAAACUGGUGAGUGACGAGGGGAAUAACAACUUGAACUGUGUUAAUGUAAUGUGUAAUUGAAGUGAACGAAGAAGGAUUUGGUAGACACUUAGCAGGACACGAAACCACGUUCUCUCAAAGAUCGAAAGUUUUUAUUGUAACAUUUCCGGUCUUAUUCUCGUUUAACACUUUGUUUAUGUCCACCACAGAUAUUAUUCCUGCUUAUGCGCGUGUUUUAUGUUGUAAAAUGUAACUCAGUGUUAUCGGCGGUUACUGCUGCUGGAAAUUGAAAUUGCAGCAACGUUCAGUUUACCUUGCUCCGAAGAAUAUUUUUACUGUAGUGUUCUAGCAUGUUUUGAAAGACAAUCGUUACGGUUACUUGCAAAGUAACUUGAUCAUGGUAGAAUCGCGUAGAAUUGUCACGUUAUGGCCUGGUCUAAGCAUCUAAAUGGGAAAAAAAUGCGAGAGGAUAUUUGAAAUUUCCCUGAUCAACAUAUGAAAAUCUUGUUCGAAGUUUGCCAAGAAUGCCGAGUAAUUUGUUGCGAUCCAAGGCCGCAGACAAAAUUGGCUGACAUACUGAAAUUUACGUGUUAGCGAGAGCCCUGAACAGGUUAUAAUUAUAGUAACGCCAAAAUGGACAAAGGAAAGUAAAACACAGGAUAAUUAUAAAGGAGGUGGUUAAAAUCACAAUAAAGAUAACGAAGGACACUUUAUUAUUUUUGUGGAUAGCAACCCUUUUGUUUUUUGUGAACUGUCUGGUUCACUUAUUGGUGACGGUGAAUAAAUCUAACGCAAACAUAACAAUGGAAAGAGAUCUCUUUGAGGACUAGUUGAAUAAUUAAAUAAAUAUCCGGAAAGUCCCGAAUAAGUAUCAUUAGUACUUGAUGGGGACUGUUUUACCCACUUGUAGCCGGUCUCUUGGCAUCCUGCAUUGGGAAACGGUAUAACGAAAAGAAAAUAUAGGCAUACGUAGCAUGCAAGAGCUUUUUUUUUUGGCUGGGUGGGUUGAGAUAGAACACUUUGUGUACCUUAAGUUUUAAUUUUUGUGACAAAAAAAGAGCAUAACUUUCAAAAGAACGAAAAGAUCGCAUUUCUUUACCUUGAGAGAAAAAAAUACUAUUUAAAUCAUCAUAAAUCAAAAAUGAUUUUCCUCUAGUUUUCACGGCAAUUGAGUCGCAAAACAAAGCUUGACUCUUUUUUAAGCCAAUAAAAUAUGUAAAACUAGAAUUUGUAUCUUAAAUUUAUUUUAAUUUCUUUGUCAUGUUAUCUUGGCGUUGUCACAUAUUCUUCGUUCACCAUUCUCACUCUGUCCAGGUGACUGGGGGUAGCUCUCUUUAUUCAUUUGAGUAUUCAGGGACCGCUAUUAUGAUUAACAAAACGCAGAAGAAGAACUCUAGAUUGCAAAUGUGAUAAUCAGCCAAUUUGAACUCUUGCCAAUAGCGCGUCUAAAGUACCAAUUCCGUUUUGAUCUUUUAUCAAAAAAUCUUUAGUAUCUUAACGAGACAUUCCUUAGUAGUAACCAAAGGGUAACAAAUAUUUAUUUCACAGGACCUCCUUCUCAGGGAACACCGAAGCAAAAUGGAGAAUAAGGACUCGGAAAAUGAGAAGAACACUGAAGAAGACGAUGUGGCAGCGGUAAGACAAUCGAACCUGGAAAUGACAUGAAGGGGUCGAGUGUCGUAAAGCACAACAAUAAACGUAAAGGAAAAGAACAAAGAAAGGCGAGAAAGAGGAAGUGAGAAAGAGAGAGUGACUAAGGCUGAGUUUCUUUGAGUUUUGCACUUGACUUGUUAAUUAAGAAAGCAGCGAGAAAUUUUCAGACUAAUUACAGGCGUAGCGAGGCAAAAGUAGUGUACUGCGGAAUUGUGUUCAUCACUUAGUUGGAAGUGCAUGUUGAUUGGUACAGUUGUUCAGGAAACUUCUGCCAUUCUACGAGACGUUUUGUGUCGCAAGUGGUUGUCUUUAUGGAUUGGGUGUCUGCAAGCGUGCUUGCUCUUCUCCUCUGGCAUACGGCGUAUGGCAUACCUGCCGUGGGUUACGGUCUGUAACGUGUGUCUCGUGGAAUAUCUCUACCGGUGUUUACUUGAGGCGCUGUGCACCUCUCGUAGUCAGGAAUUAACUUCGCUUCUCGCCAAGAUUAUAUUCAUCAAUUUUUUUCCAUUUCUGUUUUUUCUUGAAGGCGGCUCGCAAAGCUCGUAACCGCCUGAGCUCAGCCCAGCUGACUGCACCUGCAGGGGAUGGAACAGAGGGCGGCGGAAGGAGCCACAGGAGACGACCUACAGUGAGCAGACGUCCAUCAGCCAGGCUGGUCGAGGAAGACGAAAAAGUCGUCAAGGAAGUUGAGGAUGAGGUGAAAACAGAGAAAGUAGAAAAACUCAAAUUGGCUAAGGAUGAAGUUGAAGGAAAGCCGCUGCCUCAGUUGGUCGUCCCAACUAAAGUUGGUACGUCAACUUUUUGUUUUUUUCAAGUAUUAAUUUGUUUGAAACGAAAAUCAAAUCAUAUUUCUCUGAGAGAGAAGUUAUGUUCAACAUUGGUUACAACAGUAGGACAAAUUAAAACCCUUGCAAGUUCGAAUCUGUCGCCAAAUGCCAUUAACCGAGCAAACUUUUUCAGAGAGUUUAGUUAUCAAAUUUUCUUGGAUCAUAUUUAUUAUCAACUCAUGAGUUUCAUUUCAAGGCGAGUCUUAUUGCAAGCCCAGGUAACGUCUGUCAUUUGUGGGCUUAAUUUUAUUACUUAGCUUUAUUUGUUCUACAUUUUGGUUCUCAUUCAGAAUUCAACGAUUUGGAGAUGAAGACCUCAGGGUUGAAGCACCUAGGCAAGGAUCGCGCUCGGCCCCCACAGAAAAGGCGCCUCCCCACCCGACCCUCCAACAGACCAGCUGUCGCUCAGGACGAGAGUAAAGACGAUGAAAGUAUCGAGGCAUUUUGGAGCAAGACAGAGCAAGAGUAAGUGUCUUUGUGUGUCUUCUUUUUGCCUUCGUUUGACACUGUAGCCUGAGAUCUCGGUCUUUCGUUUGUGAGAAACAACCAUUGAACACAUAACUGUUAUUUUCACUAACAUUUUCAAGAACUUAAUGUUCCGGUCAGGCUGUUAAUUUUCUUGUCUUUAAGAGUUUUGAGAUGAAGCUCCGCCAUGCAGAGUGUCCCAGUUUCCUUUUGGUUAGCACGCUAGACUCCUGACUGAGAGGUCUAAGUCUGAGUCCUGGCCGAUCCAUGACUUCGCGUUGUCCGUGAAAGCAUAUCGCUGUUACAGUGCCUCUGUUGAGGGGGAAGGGGGUAGAGGGGUCGUUUGUUUACCCUGUGAUAAACUAGCAUAUUACCCAGGGGCAGUAACAGUACUCCCAGUCACUUCAUGCUCUGGAGACAAGUGUAAGCUCCGAAAGUAAGGGCCCACUUAAUUUGUUUAGGUUUCCGUGAUCAAAGUUUGAUCUAAGUCAUCAAACAAAGAAAUACGUUAUAUUUUCCUGUCGGAAAAAGAGAUCAGUUGACCAAAAGCAUUUUAAGAGGCUUCAUGUAAUUCAUGUGUUUUAAGCACUGCUUCAAAUUUGGAAAAGGUAGCGUACUGUUGUGUGCGGCAGAUCACUUUGUACCUGCCUAUUUCAAUUUAUCUGUUCUUGUAAAAAGAAACCUUAUUUCGAAGUUAACUUCAAGUUCUUUUUCAGGCCGCCGAAAGUUGAAGUUACUCCUGAGAAAACCCCACGGAAGACAUCAACAACUAAACCGUCACCGGCAGCAACCCCAAGCAAAACACCACCUCCUAAACCAGCACCAAAACCGAAACCUUCACCCAAGGCCAAAGAUAACGAGGUAAAAAGUUACGGAUUCGCCAUUAAAUACGAGAAGUGCGAGAGUCAUAAAACCUUAUUUAGAUAUUCUCUUAAAUAACUUCCUUUCAUUAACCCUUCGAACCUUUUUUGGAGAGUUGAGGCGACGGGGUCGGCUGUGAAUCGAGGUGAACUCCGAUGAGUUUCUCACAAUUACAAUUGUUUAAACGAAUUUAAGGAAGACCGUCUCAUUUUCUACCAGCGCGUAACUCCAUCCGGGCAGGUAAUAAGUUCUAUGGGAUAUAUCGUUCUGUGUACGUCCACCGAAUAUGAUCUAUAGAGAUCGCGCUGAAUUGAAAGAGCGGCUAGUAACAAAAGUCAUUCUUCGACUCAGAACUGUUAUUAUCCGAAAACAAAAACCUUGUAAAUAGAACAAAAGAGAUGGUAAGUUUUGAGCUCGGUGAAGAAAGAGAGAAAGAUGUUUUUCGUCUAGUCACAAAGAAAAAAUUUUGAGUCCCUAAUGAGGAAUCCUUUAUACACAGAUAUCGAUAAAACUAACGACGUUUUUCAGCUCAGCAAUCAUUAUUAAAAUUAACGGCAACGAUGCUUGCUUUAACGGCUUAUUGUUUCAACCAGUUACGACGUCUUAACCCUUUAACUCCCAGAAGUGAUUAACAUGUGAUUUCUCCCCAUGAUAUCCAUACAUUAACCAGCAAGCAGGUAAUAAGAAUACCCAAACUUGUCAGGUUAAAGUUGCUAUCUUGAACUAACACCAAAUUCGAGCAGCUAUUUCACUAGGAAAUGUGUAGCAGCUAGAGGGGAGAAUUAACGAUCAGAUCCUUGGGAGUUAAAGGAUUAAAGAACCUAUGUUGGCCAAUCCCUGUCAAAUUUUGAUGUGUUAUUAUGGGAUUUUAAUUUUUCGUUGAUUUUGUUCAUCUUGGUUUGGUCUUUGUCUUCUACAGGAACAUAAAAAGUCGAGUUGGAUGCCGAAAGGGUCAGUGAAGAUUCACUUGUUUUUCAUAUAGUAUUGCGUUGGAAGAGAUUGUAGGCCGUGAACAAAGGCAGUUCUGUCGUAGCUCGUGAGAAAGGAACGUGCGCAAUGUCCACCAGCAUAGUUGUAGAAUGGAACCUGGCUUUUAUCUGAAAUUGAACACGAAAAAAAAAAAAGCAAACAUGUCUAGUUCUUUUGGUCGUAAUUUCACUCUUCAUGUCAAAUUAAUAGUUUUCCUGAUGCGCUUUCGCCUGCUCUGUGUCAGUCAUCGCUCCCCUAUUUCCUUUUUCUGACUGUUUAUUUGUUAUAGAAGCCAAUUCAGCGUUUUCAAUGUUUGUCAUUUGUUCUUUUGAACAGUGGUAUAAGUCUUCCAGGGUUUCUUAAGAAGAAACAAAGCAGAGAUCGCGCACUAACUGCGCCGAGCACGGGCGAAGGAAAAUCCACGGCCUGGUACACAGACAACAGCAAACAGACUGGUAAACACAACAGUGAUUGUGAGAUAUAUUUACACAAACUUAUCUUUUCAAGUAGGUUCAUUGCAAAGACGCGUUAAGUCGCUUGUGUAAAAGCUUUGGAAAGAUCUCGAAACAGGCUUGUUACUGUUAAAUAAUUAAGCCAUCGAAAACUUAGCGGUAAGCUAAAUCAUAAGUUAGGCUCCCACUUAUGAUGCAAAUUUAUCCAUAAACCAGAAUCAUUAUUGCUUGAUUCUUUUUGGAGCAUGGUCGGUCGUUACUCUUUGUUGUAGCUGUUCAGGCGACUUUCCCAGCCAUAUUCCUCAAUCUUACUCCUUCACUGCCCACAUAAUUCCUGUAGUUUCUUUUAAAGCACAACUUCGAAUAUUGAAUACUGAGAGAAGAUAGGGUUCUUUUCGGUGACGCAUUUUGAAGCUCUUGCGACGAUCACAAAUUCAAAUCAUGUCCACGCUGUAACUCCCAACGACUGAUUUAUUUGACUCUUUUCUAACCUCUGUUUAUUUGUACAGCUUCGGGAAAUAUUUAUUUUAUUUUUCUCAGAUACUGAAAAAAAGAAAAAUCAGGCCUCUCCAAAGGAAGAGCACAAAGCCUCGAAAGAGAAGAUACCCUCUGGAAAGAAGCCAGACGUGUCUAAAGAAAGAGUGCCUUCUGACAAGAAAGCUGAACAGCCAGCAGAGAAGGCGACUCCAGAACCAGCAGCCCCUACAGAAAAGGUUCCCUUGGACAAGGAGCCUGAAGUCACUAAGGCAAAGACACCCAUUGAAGACAAACCCGAGGUAACCAUAGAAAAGAGAAGUGUUGAAGAAAAUGACGCGGUGUCAAAAGAAAGAGCUCCUUCACUGACUAAACGAGAAAGAACUCCGACAGCAGAGAAAAUUGUAGGCACUAAACCACCCAUCAUGGGCGUCAAACCAUUUGCUUUUCCUCGUGAUAGGACCGGGACGGGGCCAUCCGCGCAGUCUCGUGUUGGGGGAUCCACACCUGAGAAGGAUGCAUCAAAGCCUGCCUCAGAGGAGCCUGCUGCUAAGCUGCGUGGGCCUCCCAAAUUUGGAAUAGGAAUAGGUGGAGCUGCCGGUGGAGGACUGUUGGCUGAAAUGAAACAGAGGCAAGAGAGGGCGGCCAGCUUAGGAAGGGUAAGAACAACUGAGGUUAUUUUAUUGAUUUAUACAACAAUGUUGUGAUGAUGACAAAAAAUAUUCCUCUGAUGAUCACUGUCGAUAUUUUAUACUUCUUCUACGAGUUAGGAACGAAGAAAAUAUCACAGUUCCCCAUAACAUCCUUUAAGGAUUCGAACUUCGAACCCCCCAGCUGUUUUUAAACCAUGUUGAACCCUCCGUUUGCUCUAUCAUCGUAGUUAUUGUUUGUAACAUAACAGCUUACAUUGUUCGCUUUUUUUACAGAAAGUAACAGAUAAACCAGCCGAAAGUAAAUCCUCUGAACCAGACAAGGGUUCGAAGCCUGCUCCUGCAAUCGGGAGUAAAGAGGUAGCCCCGCAAAUUGCUAAAGAAGGACUUGUCAAACCGUCAUCCUUCAAGAGCUCGAGACCCAGGUUGCCGUCUGGUACUCCGCCAAAACCCGCUCCUCGGCCUGGUAAGAAGGACUCCAGGAAAGAAUCAAGGGAAGAACCGAAAGACGAAAAUAAAGAGAAGGAACCGGAAGUGAAAAAAGAAGUUCAACCGGAAGCUAAAGAAGACGUUAAACAGGAAGUACUGAAGAACGGAAAACCCAAAGAAACGAAAGAGAUUCCAUCGGAAACAAAACAAUCGGAAAAAAGGGAAGAACUAGAUGGGAAAGUAGAAAAAGUGGAAAAGGUGGAGGAAAAGGAGAAACCUGAAGAAGUUACAGAGAAAGGUGUGGUGGACGACCGGAAGGAGACGGAUAAGGAAGAUAAGAAGGAGGUUAAUACAGAGGGAAAUGAAGAGACGCCAAGUGAAAGAGCACAGGAACAGACGGAGAAAGUUGACCAGAAGGUACAAGAUGUUAACAGCGAGCUAGAGAAGGUAGACAGUGCGAAGAUGGAAGAAGAGGUUAAAGAGAAAGAUAACAGCGGGUCGGCCGUGGUAAAAGACGAUUUGUGGGUUGCUCGUGAGAGUGGCAAAGAAGCUUUAAGACCAGGGGGGCGGUCCAUGUCACUGAAGGUGCAACGGACCACAUCUGGAACAGAGAAGACAGCUAUGCGGUCCGCGACUCUACCUAAACCCUGGUCGCCUGGUCAAGCUCCUUCCAAUAUGCUGUCUAGGAAGUUAAGCUGGGACAGGGCAAAUGCUGGGGAAGAAGACGGCAGACGGACAAAAAGAAGUGCGAGUAGCAGCGAUGAAGGCAUCCCAGAAGUCUCCGAGGAUCAAAUUUCAAAAUCGUAAGUUGGACAAAAAAGAGCCGUUUGAGAAUUCAUGAAAUAAAAUGGUAGAGAAAUUCAAGAGGUAUUCAGAGGAGUCCCUUUUGAAAGAGUUAGGACUGGGAUUGAGUGACCAUGGGUGGAAGUAUCUGAUCUCACACUGCAGUUUUGUUCCUCUUUAGGUCCUCCGCUGACCCCGGAGAAGCCGAAGAGCAAAAAGACAGCAAACUCGCAGAUAAGACCACGACAACGAACGGCUCGAUUCCUAAAAGUCCUGAUGCGGCUAAAUUGGAGGAGUUAUUAAACUCAGAUGGCGACACAGUGCUUUGAAAGGUUUUGUGAGGCUUUUGUGAAUAUCGAUGCGAGUGAAUGCUGCUAGAUUGGUAGUAAGGGACUGUCCGUGAUAUUUUUGGAGUGGGGGAUGGCGAUUGAAGAUAUUUUGAGGGGAAAAAAAUUUCCGUCUUUUCGAGGCAAAGGAGUAUUUUCCGGUUGCUUCUUUCGUCUGAUCAUAUUUUCGUCCACGAACAGUUUCUUUUUUUUCGUCAUAAAGUAAGUUGUUUUCGACAUUUUUCAUUCCCACUUCAAUGGCCGUUCCCCAGACAAAAAUCAACAGGUGUACAUGUUGUUAUAUUUUUAUUUAGAUUAAUUUAAUUCUAAUAUUUUUCGAUUAAAAAAAGAUUGUCUUGAUGCCGAAUACGACUACCAUUAGACUCCUUACAUCGUUCGCUAUAAGCAGUUAUUUCUACAGUUUCUCUGUGAAAGGUUAGUUUCUGUGUGUUGUACAAUGGCACAGAAGUGAAACGAUCGACGGAAGAGCUUUUGAAUUGUUUGGAUUUUAAACAGAAAACUGUAAUUUAAAUCGAAUCAAAUGCAGGUAUCGGCUUUCUGGAAAAAGCGUAUGAAAAAAAGAUUAAAAGAGUCUUGCAGUUUACGAUAUUUACUUCAAACUUCAGUUGUUUAGUUUACUUGUUGCAUGUUCAUUACUCAUUGUUUAUCUUAGCACGGGCCAAACUGUAACGAAAAAGAGUGCGUCAUGUCAUUUUGGGUCGUUUGGCUACGAUGUAAAUUCUCUUAAAAACCAAGCUUUAAUUGAUUAUGUGUGGAUGAAGAAAAAUUCCAUUGCGGCGCCAUUAAACAAGAAUAGAACCUGGAUAAACAUGAAUGCAAAUUGGAUGUUGGGAUAGAGUUAAGUAUUAUUCUUUAGCAAACCACCGUAUACGUUGCUUCGUUUGAAUUACAUUUAAUUUUUCUCCCCUGGGUAAUCGUGACUAUGCUUGAAAAAGUUGAGAACCUUUAUUAAGAGGUCAAUAUUAGUUCAGCCUAAAUUCAUCAGUUAAGUAGACAACCCUCGCUGAUUUAAGGCGCGAUUAACAUGAAUUGCCAUUUUGGUUUUUUAACAUGAUUAUCCCGCCAGUCUGUAUUUUAUAUUUUUUCUACCUUUUGUAUUUAAUUUGACUUAUGUCAAUUUUCACAAGACGGCUGAAAAAUUCUUGCUCAGAUAAAAAUAAUUCAACAACCAUGAACAGAAAAUCACACCACCGGCAUCUGGUCACGCAACUUUUUCAGUGACCACUGCGUGACAAGGCUUUUAACGACCUGAAAGAGUUUUCUGCAAAAUCGCGGAGGGACGUAUAAUAAUAGAUAGAAAUAAGGCCAAUUUAGCUUUAUAUUCCAUGCUUUAAACAGAUUGCAUCGAAGUGUAUUUACAAAUGUAGGUAGGAUAAGAAUAAACGGUGGAUUUUUAUAAUUUCACGUGGUUUGUUAAAUUUAUUACACUGCGCUGGUAUAUGAGAC
This is a messenger RNA of Pocillopora meandrina, 31217 nucleotides long. The record is from the annotation of a GenBank genome assembly. Lineage: Eukaryota; Metazoa; Cnidaria; Anthozoa; Scleractinia; Pocilloporidae.